AUGGCUGAUCACCACCGGGGCGGGACGGGAGGUGGCGGGGGCUACGGCGACCAGCAUCGCGGGGGCGGCAUGCAUGGCGAGGCGCAGCAGCAGCAGCAGGGCGCCAUGAUGACGGCGCUCAAGGCCGCGACGGCCGCGACAUUCGGCGGGUCGAUGCUGGUGCUGUCCGGGCUGAUCCUGGCCGGCACCGUGAUCGCGCUCACGGUGGCCACCCCCGUGCUGGUGAUCUUCAGCCCGGUGCUGGUGCCGGCCGCCAUCGCGCUGGCGCUCAUGGCGGCCGGGUUCGUCACCUCCGGCGGCCUCGGCGUCGCCGCGCUGUCCGUGUUCUCCUGGAUGUACAAGUACCUGACGGGCAAGCACCCGCCGGGCGCCGACCAGCUGGACCACGCCAAGGCGAGGCUGGCGUCCAAGGCCCGCGACAUCAAGGACGCAGCGCAGCACCGCAUCGACCAGGCGCAGGGGUCUUGA
Molecule: messenger RNA, 468 nt
Organism: Miscanthus lutarioriparius
Lineage: Eukaryota; Viridiplantae; Streptophyta; Magnoliopsida; Poales; Poaceae
Source: the annotation of a GenBank genome assembly